UAAACUGUCAACACGGAAUGUAUACCGCGCUCCUAUCUCUAACAAGGCCAGUAGGUCAUGGCAGUGGUGUUCACGUUGGUUCCACGCGUAUCGAGGUCAUACUAUUUUAGAGUUAGUUUAACAUGGCUGCCAAGGUUCACCCUGCGAAGGAACUGAAUACGAUUGCGGAGAAACUCGGGUGUGACGUCUCAGAUCUGGAGUUUGCUCAGUACAUGGACGAACACGAUGAACUGCGUCAUCUACGAAAUGAAUUCUUCUACCCAAAAAUGAAGGACCUUAAUCACACUGACACAUCUAUAGUGGACCCUGAAGAGGACUGUGUGUAUUUCUGCGGGAACUCGCUCGGGCUGUGUCCCAGAAAGACCAAACAGUACAUGGACGUGGAGAUCGACAAGUGGUCCAAGCUAGGUGUACAGGGCCACAGGGCAGGUGAACUUCCGUGGGCGUUUUGUGAUGAAUGUUUAGAUGGCAAUAUGGCACAGUUUGUUGGAGGGAAGAAAGGUGAAGUAGCCAUCAUGAAUGGGUUAACCGUGAAUCUUCAUCUGUUGUUGAUUUCAUUUUAUCGCCCAACAAAAUCUCGACACAAAAUAAUGUGUGAAGGCAAGGCAUUUCCAUCAGAUCACUAUGCAUUCCAAAGUCAAAUCGAAAUGCACGGUUUUGACCCAAAAACCAGUCUGCUGUGUCUGGAACCAAGGGAGGGGGAGGUAACUCUUCGCACUGAAGACAUCGUGAAGACGAUCGAGGAAGAAGGCGACAGUAUCGCAGUUAUCUGUCUGUCUGGUGUCCAGUACUACACUGGUCAGCUGUUUGACGUUGCGUCCAUCACGGCAGCCGGUCAGGCUAAGGGUUGCUAUGUCGGCUGGGAUCUGGCUCACGCUGUAGGAAAUGUACCCCUCGCCAUGCAUGACUGGGGAGUAGACUUCGCCUGCUGGUGCUCUUAUAAGUAUCUGUGUGCGAGUGCGGGCGGACUAGCUGGUGCGUUUCUUCACGAGAAACACAGUCUGAACGACUUCCCCAAGUUACUAGGAUGGUGGGGACACCGCAUAGACACCCGAUUUGACAUGGAUAACCAAUUGGAUCUGAGUGCUGGUAUCUAUGGUUACCGAGUUUCAAAUCCUGCUGGUCUCCUGUGCCCUCCACUUAAAGCCAGUUUCGAGAUUUUCAACAAAACAACAAUGGAGGAUCUACGCAAGAAAUCAAAACUUCUGACCGGCUACCUCGAACUGCUGAUCAACCAGAAAUACAAGCGGCCAACAGACGGAUCAAAGUCUGUACAGGAUGAGCUGUAUAUUGAAAUACUGACUCCUGCCGACCCAGAGCAACGCGGUGCACAACUCUCCUUAAAAUUCAGCGUCGACAUCCACGUGAUAAGUGAUGAACUUCAGAAACGGGGAGUAAUUUGUGACAAGCGACUGCCCCAUGUGAUACGAGUGGCCCCGGUUCCGAUCUACUGCUCGUUCCAAGACGUCCACCGCUUUAUGAAAUACGUCAGACAGUCCAUUGUUGCGGCUAAACAAUAAAAUAACUGCUGCUUAAAAGAGACGUUCUGUGUCAAUCUAGACAAACUCUACUUGAUGUGCAGUGCACGUCAUACUGUAUCAUUGUUGUAUAUGUCAGUAUACUAAGAUACAGGAUAUUUUAUGUUAUGUUAUUUUAUGUGUUAUAUAAAGCCAUAUUGGAUUAUUUUGCAUGCAUUUUAAAAUAAGGGGUAUUUUAUGUGUUAUAUAAAGCCAUAUUGGAUUAUUUUGCAUGCAUUUUAAAAUAAGGGACAUUUUAUGUUAUAUAUAUAGCAAUACUGGAUACUUUUUAUGUGACUGCAUUUUAAAAUAAGGGACAUAUUAUGGUGCUGUCUCUCUGUGUUUUUGUCUGAUAAAUGUAGGUAGUAUUUUGUUCUUAUGGAGUUUUUCUUCCACAUAACGUUUUUCUUUUACAUCCUUCAACAUUUUAAAGAUCAACUUUAUAAUAAAGUUAUGAGCUAUGAGCUGCACAGUUUCAAUCUAUUUUACUGUUUACUUUGUUUUCCCAAUUCUGAGUAAAAUGUAACGCUUCUUACAAAAUGUUAAACAUUCAAAACCUUAGUUCAAGAAGAAGGAUGACAUUGUUAUCCAUACAUGUAUGUGAUGUCAUUCUUGGUCACUGUUUAUAUAUGUAUGUGAUGUCAUUCUUGGUCACUGUUUAUAUAUGUAUGUGAUGUCAUUCUUGGUCACUGUUUAUACAUGUAUGU
Messenger RNA from Gigantopelta aegis, 2224 nucleotides. RefSeq names its product kynureninase-like. NCBI's taxonomy places the organism in Eukaryota, Metazoa, Mollusca, Gastropoda, Neomphalida, Peltospiridae. Gene Ontology annotation, molecular function: kynureninase activity; pyridoxal phosphate binding. Gene Ontology annotation, biological process: NAD+ biosynthetic process. The transcript is spliced from 12 exons. Bases 123 to 1520 code for a protein of 465 amino acids. Gene Ontology annotation, cellular component: cytoplasm. The record is from RefSeq and is a predicted model, not a curated record.